UAGUUUAUUAGUCAGCGCGAAGUGCCAGGUUAGAGCUCAGACAAGGCUCUGUCCAGCCAGCUCAACUCAACUUAACCACCACAAUUCUUCAGAGGGAUGUCUUUCCUAUAAGUUUAACAAACUGAGGCAUUUACCCAAGUUCUACAACUUUUAACUCUCUUAAUUACUCUUUGCUUACUUUUAACCAGUCUUUAAAGGUCUCUUGUUUGAGGAUAAGUAGUGCGCGACACUUUUAGAGAAGACAGGCGCGUAGUGAAACAUCCAAAUUUGGAUUAUAGUUUCUGUUUCUCGUCUUUCAGUUGAGAAAACCCGACUCGUGAUGGUUGUCCUGUCACUUAGGUUACUAAUGGUAGGAGUUGUAGUAAGUCUGACUUCAGCUCUUCUGGCUGGUGAAAUUACAGAUAAAGAAGACUUGUUGAAGAUCCGUCUGAAAGAGUAUGGCCUCAUUACUCCCAUCAGUACCGACGCAGAGGGACACUACCUCUCACAUCUUCUCUCGGCCAAUCACAAGCAGCGUGUGAAGCGUGAAGUUUUGGAAGGGUCAGCGCAAGCCGUAGACAGGUUGUUCUUUAACAUCACUGUCUUUGGCAAGGAAUUCCAGCUCCGACUACAUCCCAACCAAAGAUUAGUGGCUCCAGGAGCCAUGGUGGAAUGGCAUGAUGAGAUCGAAAUAGCUGGGAAUGCAACUGAGAAUGGAACCCACUCAGAGAGAAUACUUAGAAGGGAGAUGCUGAAAACAGACUGCACUUUUAUAGGGGACAUCACGGAUGUGCCUGGAGCUUCUGUCGCCAUUAACAACUGUGAUGGACUGGCUGGUAUGAUUCGUACUGAUUCUGAUGAGUACUUCAUUGAGCCUCUGGAGCGAGGAACACAGGAACAUGAGGAGAGAGGAAGAGUUCAUGUGGUGUAUCGUAGGUCUGCAGUAUUGCAAGCUCCUUCAGACAUCUCCUUGGAUUACCACCAGAUUGAGCCUGAAUUGGAUGCGCCAAGGGUGCUGGACAAUAUUGCUAAACAAGUCAAAAAGAAAGUCAGGAAACGGAGGCACGCUGGUGACGAUGACUACAAUAUUGAGGUGCUGCUUGGAGUAGAUGAUUCUGUUGUCCGUUUUCAUGGGAAAGAGCAUGUGCAGAACUAUCUCCUCACCCUCAUGAACAUUGUAAAUGAGAUCUACCACGAUGAAUCGUUGGGAGUGCACAUUAAUGUUGUGCUUGUGAGGAUGAUAAUGCUCGGAUAUGCUAAGUCCAUCAGUCUCAUUGAGCGUGGCAACCCUUCACGAAGCCUGGAGAAUGUGUGCCGCUGGGCGUUUGUCCAACAGAAAGAGGAUCCAGAGCACUCAGAGCAUCAUGACCAUGCCAUCUUCCUGACCCGGCAAGGCUUUGGCCCCACUGGGAUGCAAGGAUAUGCCCCUGUCACUGGGAUGUGCCACCCUGUCCGCAGCUGCACCCUCAAUCAUGAAGACGGCUUCUCUUCUGCCUUUGUUGUAGCCCAUGAGACAGGACAUGUAUUGGGAAUGGAGCAUGACGGUCAGGGCAACCGCUGUGGUGACGAAACAGCCAUGGGAAGUGUCAUGGCCCCUCUGGUGCAAGCAGCCUUCCAUCGCUACCACUGGUCGAUGUGCAGUGGCCAAGAGCUGAAGAGAUAUAUUCAUUCAUAUGACUGCCUGCUGGAUGACCCCUUCAAACAUGAUUGGCCGCAGCUCCCUGAACUUCCCGGCAUCAAUUACUCCAUGGAUGAGCAGUGUCGCUUCGAUUUUGGAGUUGGAUACAAAAUCUGUACUUCAUUUCGCACAUUUGAUCCAUGCAAGCAGCUGUGGUGCAGUCAUCCAGAUAACCCUUACUUCUGCAAGACCAAAAAAGGGCCACCAUUGGACGGGACUGAAUGUGCACCUGGGAAGUGGUGCUACAAAGGUCACUGCAUGUGGAAGAAUGCCAACCAAGUGAAGCAAGAUGGAGCCUGGGGUGUCUGGAGCAAGUAUGGCACAUGCUCUCGCUCCUGCGGGACGGGCGUCCGCUUCAGAACUCGCCAGUGCAACAACCCUGUUCCAUCUAAUGGAGGACAGGACUGUCCAGGGGUGAACUAUGAGUACCAGCUGUGUAACAUUGAUGAUUGCCCCAAACACUUCGAGGACUUCAGAGCUCAGCAAUGUCAACAUCGCAACUCACACUUUGAAUACCAGAACACUAAACACCACUGGCUUCCCUACGAACAUCCAGACGCCAACAAAAGGUGUCACCUUUAUUGCCAGUCGAAAGAAACAGGUGACGUGGCUUACAUGAAGCAGCUGGUGCAUGAUGGCACAAGAUGUUCUUAUAAAGACCCAUAUAGCAUCUGUGUGCGUGGAGAGUGUGUGAAAGUGGGCUGUGACAGGGAAAUUGGCUCCAAUAAGGUGGAGGAUAAGUGUGGUGUGUGUGGGGGUGACAACUCCCACUGCCGAACUGUGAAAGGAACCUUCACCCGUGUGCCCAAGAAAGCUGGUUACCUAAAGAUGUUUCUCAUUCCUCCUGGGGCUAGACAUGUGAUCAUACAAGAACAUGAGGCUUCUCCUCAAAUUCUUGCUAUCAAGAACCAAGCAACAGGGCAUUACAUUCUCAACGGCAAAGGAGAGGAUGCAGGAUCUCGGCGCUUCAUUGAAAUGGGAGUGGAGUGGGACUACCUUAUUGAGGAUGAUGUCGAGACUCUCCACACUGAUGGUCCACUACAUGAUGCAAUUGUUGUUCUGAUUAUACCUAAAGACAAUGAGACGAGGUCCACGCUGAUGUACAAAUACAUCAUCCAUGAAGAUUCGGUGCCCCUUAACAACAAUAAUGUCAUUCAAGAGGACACGUAUGAGUGGGCACUUAAAAGCUGGUCCCAAUGUUCGAAACCUUGUGCUGGAGGAUUCCAAUACACCAAAUAUGGGUGUCGUAAAAAAGGUGACAACAAAAUGGUGCACAGGGGCUACUGUGACAUCAACAAGAAACCCAAACCUAUUCGCAGAAUGUGUAACUUACAGGACUGUACGCAACCACAAUGGAUCACAGAGGAGUGGGAACAUUGCACUAAAACCUGUGGGAGCUUGGGAUACCAAAUCCGCACUGUGCGCUGUGUCCAGUUCCUUCAUGAGGGCACGAACCGCUCCAUCCACAGCAAGUACUGCAAUGGAGAAAACCCUGAGAUCAGAAGGCCAUGUAACAGAAUACCCUGCCCUGCCCAAUGGAGGACUGGGGCCUGGUCAGAGUGCUCAGUGUCCUGUGGGGAGGGUGUGGCACGACGCCUGGUCACAUGUCGCAUUGGAGAUCAAUGCACUGGCGAGAAGCCUGAGUCGCACAAAGUCUGCAGGCCAGGACCCUGUCACGAUGAGCCAUGCGGAGGAGACAAGUCCAUAUUCUGUCAAAUGGAGGUUCUGGCUCGUUAUUGCUCGAUACCAGGUUACAACAAGCUCUGCUGUGAAUCCUGCAGUAAGCGAAGUGGCACUUUUGCUCCUCUUCUGCACGAAGCUGCUGAGACGGAGGAGGAACUUCGCUUCGGUUCAGCCUCUCAACUUCUGGAGACACUCUCAGCCUCAGCCAUUAAUGGAACUCUGAAAGGCCCUCAGCAGCAUCAGCGGGGAUCCUCUUCACAAGGCCAAUUUGCCAAGCAGACCGCCACUCCCCCACCUCGCAAACCCGAGAACAGCAAGACGCAAAAGCGCCUCAAACCUGGUGUGAGAAAUCUGCCUGCAAUGACAAUCCAUAGCUCGUGGAACGAGGACGGCGGUAAAGAUGUACCAUGGCAGCUGGAAAGUUCCCAAGAGUCUCAGUGGCCAAUGGCAUUAUCCGAGGUGGAGAGAUGAAGGCUAGUUUGUGUCUUUUUUCCUCUGGAGUCUCUCUCUUAUUUGUUUGAUGUAGAUAUAGAUCUUUAACAUUCAUCGUUCCCUUCAGAUCGUCCUCAAGAUAUUUAAAAGCAAGAGAGGGAAAAGUGCUGGUUCACUUUCAAAUGUUCUCAAUUCCCCCACCGGCAGUAUUUGUUUUUAGAACACACUUGUCAAUCACACACUGUUGUGAAGGGGAAUGUGCCAAAGACGUUCUUAUCAUGAUCCUUUCAGGGUCCUGGAUAUGGAGGUUUGGUUCGCAUACGUGAAGAGACUCCGGUGGUACUCGUGAGGAAACGCUUGUAGUUGUAUCAAACUUCACGAUCUUUACAGUUUUAUUUUUAACAGCUCCAAACUUGUUUGACCAAUUAAUAUUUAUGAACAUUCCUGUAAAUACUGUAUAUGGAAAAUGUCAGUAUUAUUUUUUUUCAAACAUACAAGCUGAGGAUUUUUAAAAUAAGAGAUUCAGGACCAUUAUCGGUGCUUUUUUAUAUUAACACGUUAAUAAUAUUUUAGGAAAUGUGCUUUCACCCACGAGUUAAGCACUGAAGAAUUAGUAUUCCAAAACGUUGUGAGCCAAAGGAAAAACAUCAGUGAAAUACCAUUAAAAGUGCAAUGAAAUAUCUACUUUUGGUUACAAAAGCAUUUCCGUCACUCGUGAAUCAGCCUCUCAGCAAGUCAUCGAUUAAAUAAAUUCUCAUAGACUUUGUUUUCCUCCAAAAGAAUUUUUCCUGUAAAAUGUUUACCUGUGAUGUUGAAGCUUCUCUUUGACACUUGCCUCUUAGAUUUCUCCUAUUUUGUCUUAUGAAUUCACCUUCAGCCAGAAAAAUUGAGUGACAAAAUUAAGCGUGAACGUCAUUAAGCAGCUAGCUUCAUCAUAAUGUAGGAGACCCAUCAUAUAUAUUGUGAAUUGGAUGUUUCAGGUGGGAUUUUGAAGGAGUAAAGCUGGACUUUCUGGAGAUCUUAUACUGCACAAGAUAACUCUUGUCUGAGGGAGAGGAAAGCUAUUUAUUUUUUAUAAUCAAGGGUAAUAUCUCAACCACAAUGCAUCUGACUGCAAUACCAAGGGGACCAGUUAAUCUAUCAGUGGAGUUCAGCUAUUCAUAACUGUACACACACUCUCACCUGUGUGCUACUGUAAAGCUAUUGUAUAUACCAUUGAGAACUUUAGAGUAUUUAUUGAGAUUCAAAGUUCAACAUCAUUUAAGUGUUACUUCAUUGUCUGUUACUUCAGAACAAAAACACAAGCUCCCAUUGAGUAGUAAGAGUCGCUCACAAAAGUAAACACAAACAAAAGUAGACAUAUAAAUAGCCUUGUUGCUGUUUUAACUGCCGUUUUAGAUACAAUAAGACAUGCUCAGCUUUUGAGAUGUUAUAAGGGAAAGCUGUUUCUCAGCCAUUUUAGAAUAGAAAUAUUGUAGAGAAAAUAAACAAAGCUGUCAUUUACAGUGAUUCAUUGUCCUUCACCCACAAAUCCCCCAAUCCUACACGAAACUGUUUUUACAGUUAAUUCGUAGCUUUACCUAAAACAAGACUUGAUCUUCUAGAAUAGACAACUUCAUUCAACCGAUGAAAGCUGAGGUGAACGUUGUGUGCAUCACAAAAAAAAAUUGUUCACUUUCUGCUAACAAAGAAUUUGUUACUAAUAAAAUCAGCUAGCUUUCAGAAACACAAAAGAAUGUGAAUAGUAGAUGUUAAAUUGACAAUCCCUAAGCCACAGACAGACACCCAAUACAAAAGGAUAAAGCAUAUCCUCACAACUCCAUGUCCAUUUAAGUAUUAAUCGUUGUUCUGACUUACAAAGACACUUUCAGUUGCUUGCAGUCAUUUCUUUUUGUUUUAAUUUGUACUUUUGUUAGUUGUAAUGGGAGUGUACACUACUGAGGCUGUUUUUUUGUAAUGGGGAGCACAUAGCAAUAAAGAAAGUAAUAAACACCACACUGUCUCUUAAGAGUACUUUUUAGGUUUGCCCUGUUGUUUGAUUAAAUGUGAACUCACAUUUUCCCCUUUCCUCUACUAAGACCUCUACAAGACUCUUUACAGUGAAAAUGUACGAUUAUAAUCCUAAGAUAAUACUACUAAAAUGACUGAAAACUCUGUUUGCAGAUGUGUUUGUGAAAAUAGCAACAGCUAAUUCAACAUUUAAUGAAUCCUACUAAAUUUAUUAUGUAAAUCCUUAAAUGAAAUGUAUGUUGGGAUAUGUGUGCUAGAACACUGAGGCUUUAGUCUGUCUAUUUUUAGUUUUCCCCCUUGCUAUUAUUACAAAACAGAAUUAAAUGCACUGAAAAUGC
This is a messenger RNA of Ctenopharyngodon idella (grass carp), 6120 nucleotides long. It is a transcript of the gene adamts3, whose product is annotated as ADAM metallopeptidase with thrombospondin type 1 motif, 3. NCBI's taxonomy places the organism in Eukaryota, Metazoa, Chordata, Actinopteri, Cypriniformes, Xenocyprididae. Gene Ontology annotation, biological process: extracellular matrix organization; proteolysis. The record is from RefSeq and is a predicted model, not a curated record. Gene Ontology annotation, cellular component: extracellular matrix. Gene Ontology annotation, molecular function: metalloendopeptidase activity.